Messenger RNA from Acaulospora morrowiae, 789 nucleotides. Lineage: Eukaryota; Fungi; Glomeromycota; Glomeromycetes; Diversisporales; Acaulosporaceae. The record is from the annotation of a GenBank genome assembly.
AUGCCAGUAUUCUCCAGCCCAGUGAUUUCUACAACAGCGAACACCAUCAGCGGAAAUGCGAGUAGUUUGCCAGACAAAUGCAUGUGCGUUGAUGGUGUUUGUCUUGAUCCAUCUCACAAGCAUCAAGAGGAACAACAAAGAAAUUGUCAAGAAAAAUUGACACAGCAACAAUUGGCGCAAAAGAGGAAGCGUCGCCUUUCUCUUACAACCGAGAUUUCCUCAGUGAGGUUGAUGCCUACCACAACCUGCUCACUUUAUUCGGGUUCGAAGUUUAUAGGGAAACAAACAAGUGGUAAUCACAGUUAUGAGGUCACUGUUCAUAUCCAGCAUGUCGAUCUUUCAGAGUCAUUCUUGUGCGGAUAUCUCCAUAUAAAGGGCUUAACGGAAGACUAUCCAGAUUUGACCACUUUCUUCGAAGCCGAAAUUAUUGGUCGCAAAUAUUCUUUUCUGACCAAAAAAUGGGAUGCUAAUGAUGAAGUCGAUAAAGAUCAUUGGACAAAGUUUCCUGCAUUCAGACCGCUCUAUAAAAACAUAAAAAAGGAUGGAUUUGUUUACGAUUUCCACAACAAGGAUUUCAUUUUCAUGAGAUGGAAAGAACAUUUUUUAGUACCUGAUCAUCGUGUCAAGACCAUCAAUGGAGCUUCGUUUGCGGGAUUCUAUUAUAUUUGUUAUCAACUGAGUACGGGAAUUAUCACAGGGUUUUAUUACCAUCAUAGUUCAGAAAAGUUUCAAGAAUUACAGUUGCAUCAUUGCGCAGACAGAUCUUUUUCAUCUUUCGAAUUUCGGUGA